Amoebophrya sp. A120 is the source of this 1325-nucleotide messenger RNA. NCBI's taxonomy places the organism in Eukaryota, Dinophyceae, Syndiniales, Amoebophryaceae. The record is from the annotation of a GenBank genome assembly.
AUGGCGAUUGUCGUCGAAAAUAAAGCCUUUCAGCCAACAACGGUAUCCGGCGCUUCGGUUUCCUCGUCAUCCAGUGAAGACGAUGGGAAAGGCCGCAAGGACUUUGUUGCAGAAGGUGAAGGGCAAGAACGUGACACAGCAGCUCUUGCUGGUGCAGGGCCAGAUGCAAUUUCAUGGAACCAGGUUCUGAUUCACGCAUUCGAGUUGCGCCUUGGCCUUCCCCUUGACAAGUUCUCCUACGCGAAAACAGAUCUGGAGAAUGGAAUCCAAGUUUUGCACGCUUACGACAAGGAAAUUAAGCUUUCAGCGCGCAAUCAUGUUCUGCAUCUCCCCUUCGAAAAAAGCACGCCGCUGUGGUCCUUGUCGCGGGAAAUCGUUCGCGGAGAGGAGCCAGUUGACCCGAGUCACGGUCUCGGCCUGCCGCCCCAGUUCCAAUUGCAGAGCAACAAUAAGGCAGGGCCACCUAGUACUAAGCAGAAAAAUUCAACCGGCGACCAUCUUGAAGGUGGAAUGACGAAUUGCGCAGGUGGAGCAGCGUCGUGUUGUGGCCUGCUGAAAUGUUUCAAGACUUGUCUGUUGGACGACCCCCGCCUGAGAAGAUGCACGAAAGAGAACACGCCAAAGUUCGUUCCCGCCGUGAAGCGCGGUUUCGUCGUGGAUGUCUAUGACGGCGACACCAUCACGAUCGCCGCGAGACAGGCAAAGUCAACUUGCUCCGCAGGGCCACGACUCUUCAAGGUGCGCCUGGCACGCAUCGAUACACCGGAAAUGAAGGGCAAGGAUGUCUCCGAAAAGGAAAAGAAGCUUGCCAUUCAGGCUCGGGACGCGCUCCGGGAGAAGAUUCUCGGAAAGUUCGUGCGCUUGGAAAACGUGGCCUUGGAGAAGUACGGCCGCCUGUUGGCGGAGGUAGUGGAAGAAAAGACCACUUGCUUCGGAUGGCGCCGUGCCGGAAAAAACUGGAACCAGUGGCUCCUCGACGAGGGUCAUGCAAAGCUCUACGACGGGGGAACAAAAGACACAAAUUGGUAAACUCGUCACAACAAUCGCGAUUUCCUCCAGCUGGUACACGACGCUCGUGUUUAAGAAUGGAUCAACAUCGAAUAGAAAUUGGAAUGGUGCUACGAGGGUUAUCACAACUGUAGAUUUGGCGUAGUUGCAUCUUUCACUUAUUUCGCCAAUAGUGAGGCCGCAGGCAUUCCCAUUGUCAAACCGCUCGUGAUGCUCUAUGAUGUUCUUCCGCUCCGCUUUUUACAAAGAAAACCAAAGCAAGAACAAACAACAUUUUGACAUGAUUGCAGUUGUUCAUGUUCGUAGCCUUGCAGAAG